Molecule: messenger RNA, 3684 nt
Organism: Prunus avium (sweet cherry)
Lineage: Eukaryota; Viridiplantae; Streptophyta; Magnoliopsida; Rosales; Rosaceae
Source: RefSeq, a predicted model, not a curated record
AGGUUGAUUUUGUUUUCAAUCUCCCCACCCAUUUUCUUUCCGCUAUGGGUUUUUUAAUUCUUUUCUUUUGGUUUGGAUUUCAGUCUCUCCACAAUGAUUAGGCAUUGAAGGAAUCUGUAAUUCACUAAUUGCAGUAAUUUUCGACAACCAUUUGCUUCGGAAUUUGAAUCGAAAGAUGGCAUCGUCACAGGUUGAAAUGGCGGCCUCUGCGCCUUUCGGGUGCGUUUUGAGAGAUCACAAAUGGCGAGACAGAUGUAGAGAGAGAAAUGCCAGAGCCACACAGGCCGCUUUUCAGAACAAUCUGAAGAGCUUGGUGAGAGAUCACCUUCAUACCUGCAUUUCAGUCUCUUCAAACUCUGCCUCCAAUGGUGACUGCAACAACAACUCCCAAGGCCUUAUCGAAAAUGUCGAUUCCUGGGCUCAAAACAAGGAUGGCAACAACACCAACAGCAACAAUGUUGGUGGUGAAAGAGAUGACGGUUCGACUAUGACCCCGAGGCAGUCUCGGGUUCUCCAUCGAUGCGCAGCUGGUAAACAAGGAAAAGAAACGAUUGCAACGACGGAGAGGCAGAGCCAAGAGGCAGAGCUCUUGUCAAUGCCCAAUUCAUUGCCUUCGUCUUCGAGGACAUCGACUUCUAUGAAGGAUGAAACUCUGUCAAGAACAGACAGCCUGGCUGAGAUUUCCAAUCUGGGAGUUGGAGCUUCUUCGCUGGUUCAAAUUUGGGAGAAGAGACUGAACCAAUCAAACAGCUUCAAGAUGAGUUCCAAUGGCAGUGACACAGAGACUAGCAGGUCGAACUCUGGAUUGAGCUGUAAUGAGAAUGAGAAUGAGAAUAUUUUCAAUGCUUUCCCUGAUUCCAAUGCUUCCAAUGAGUCCAAUGAGUCCAAUGCUUCCAAUGCACCUUCUUUGGAGAAACAACCAUUAAGAGGCUCUGAAGCAGGGGAAUCUGUUUUUGUUGAUGAAAGAUAUGACGCUGGGCCGGUUACUGAGGAUUCAUUUGAGGACUCAACUUCUGAUGAAAGUACUACCAGCGAGGGCCAGAGUAAUUUGGAUGCAAGAGAAAGAGAAAGAGAGAAGGUCCGAGUCGCCGAUAUUAUUAAAAGGCUGAAAGCACAGUGUCCAUUAUCUUCUCCCAGUGAGGACAAUGAUCAUGAUCAACAACAAUCUACUGUCAUUGCAUCUUCGUGUAGAGAACGCGAUCGCGAGAGGUCCCUUGGGUUUGAUCAGACAGAGCAGCAGCAUAAAGGGUUCUGUCAGGUUAUAAGUUCACCAAGGAUGAUCAGAGGCAGGCAGGCAUUUACUGAUUUGCUUAUGCAUUUGGAGCGUGACAGGCAUAGGGAGCUUGACACAAUUGUAGACCGCAGAGCAGUUUCAAGAUUUUCGCAAAGAGGCCGAAUUCAGUCAUUGCUUCGGCUUAAACUGCUACAGCGGGGCAUGGCAGUCAUAGGUCAAGAUGGACCGCGCCGGAAACCGGCAGCAUCUCAAGUGAGCAAAUUGCCACAAAGGUCUGCUAUCAUGCAUCUCAGGGAGAAAUUUAGCACUGGUGUUGAGCAGGGCUCAACAGCUCGGAAUGAUGCAGCUUCCCAAAAAAGCCCUCAUAGGGAGUUAGUAAAGAACAUCGGUGUACAUGUAGAAAGCUCCUCCACCUCAAAUAGGUCUAGUGAAAGCACUCCUAACCAUGAAGUUGAUACUAUUGAGCAGCAGAAUACAACCCUGGUAAAGAACCCAUUGUCGCAUGCUUGUGAAGAUUUUCAUGAAGAAGUUAUCCCUAGUUCAAAAGUCAGUUGCCAAGGAACAAGUUUAGUGGCUAGAAACACCUUGCCACAUGCUAGUGAAGAUCUUCGUGACGAAGCCAGCUUGAGUUCAAAAGUCACCUUGCAAGUAACAAGUUCAGUGGCUAGAAAUACCUUCCCACAUGCUAGAGAAGAUCUUCAUGAUGAAGCCAGUUCAAAAUCCACCUUGCAAGGAACGAGUCCAAUCGCUAGAAACAUCUUACGUCAUGAUAGUGAAGAUCUUCAUGAAGAAGCAAACCCAAGUUCAGAUGUCACUUGGCAAGGAACAACUUCAGUGGCUGGAAAAACCUUCACACAUGCUAGUGAAGAUCUUCAUGAAGAAGUCAGUCCGAGUUCAGAAGUCACCUGGCAAGGAACAACUUCAGUGACCGGAAACACCUUGCCACAAGUUUGUGAAGACCUUCCUGACGAAGUUAGCCCGAGUUCAGAAGUUUCUUGGCAAGGUUCAACUUCAGCGGCUAGAAACCUUGAUUUGCAAGAAACCACGGAUACAACCACAUCCUUGGUUUGUUGGGAUGAGAAUGAUGUAGAAGAACAAGUAGAGGAUGAUUAUGAGUACUAUGGAGAAUAUAGUUAUGACUGGAUCACUGAGAUUUCUCGCCCACGUAGUUACUGGGAAGACCUCAGGAAGGCAUGGUACCAAGAGAUGCUUGACUCCAACUCAGGAAAAGGGGACAUACGCCAACUUAUUGAAAGAAGAACAGUAUCAAAUUUUCUUGCUAGUGAUUUCCGAGACAAAAUAGACCGAUUGAUGGUAUCUCGAAUAGAAAGACAAACAUAUCCAGUUGGAAGUGAAGAAGGAGAAGAUGAGGAGAUUAGCCAAGAUAGAAUGAAUCAACUGGUGUCCUUCUUACAACAACGACAACAACAAAUGCGUCCAGCGGACAGUCAAGAAGAAAAACAACAAGUGCAAGAACAAAAACAGCAACAAGAAGAGGAGGAUAUGACAGAAGAAGAAGAAGAUCAUCAUCAUCAUCAUCAUGAAGAAGAAGCAAGGAGCCUAAUUAGCGCUCAAUAUCAAGAAGCCAGUGAUGAUUUUGAUCAAUGCACAUCAUUGCAGCCUUCUCCAUCUCACAUGACGGCAUGGAGUUAUCAAGAUAAUGAAGUGGGGGAUGAUUCUGAUCGAGCUGCUUCUAUAUCUCCACCCCGACAUUUGCCAUCUCAAUCUUAUUAUCCAAAUAGUAGGGAAUGUUCACCAUCCCCAUCCUACCAUCGUCGACAUUAUUCUUCCUCCACAAAUCAUCCUUCAAUUGAAAUGGAACUCAUAUACGAUAUGAGAGGGCAGAUGGAGCAACUCUAUAAUGAGAUGUCAGAGCUACGAAAAGCUAUAAAGGGUUGCGUAGACAUGCAAAUGAUGAUGCAACAAUCCAUCAAGCAGGAAGUUCAUUCAGGUCAAGCAGAGAGGAAAAGGUCGUCUAAUGGGUUACCAAAGAAGGGCAAUUGCUGCAUUUGCCAUGAAGUGAAAGUUGACUCACUUUUGUAUAGGUGUGGGCACAUGUGCACCUGCCUCAAGUGUGCUCAUGAGUUGCAAUGGAACAAUGGAAAAUGUCCGAUAUGUCGAGCUCCAAUUGUGGAUGUCGUGAGGGCACACAUGGAUUAUUAGACUGCUGGUGCCCGGUGAACGAGUUCUUGCUUCAGAGGACCGUCUUUCUUUCUGAAAAUCAACAUAGUGAAGCACACACUGGAAGAGGAAGCUAAUUUAUACAUCUUAACUAUUUACUGUCUACUUUUCUUUUUUGUAAAUGUCAAGUCAUGGGACAUCAUACCUGGUUUCUCUUUUCCACAUAUACUCUUGUGUAUGUUUUUUGAGGAGAGACCGGAACUAACAAACUCUCUAUUCAUCUUUUGAUAUACAAUUUGAAAAACGAAAAAGGUGCCACUUUUAGGAAA